AUGAGCGACUCGGAAGCCUUAGACUCCCUCGAGCUCUACGAUGACGACCCCGUCCUUGAAGCCGUCCGCUCCUCAUUCCGCUCGAUAAAUACCGUAGGGACCGCCAACCAUCCAUUCUUUGAUCUCUUUCGAGAGGAUCCCAAGAUUUCGAUCACUUGCGGCCUGAGUGACUUCCUUUUCGAAGUAUCGCGCUCCAGUUCCCGCGACAUCGACAUCGUUCUCCUCGUUGCGCGCCACGCAAGAGCCGAUGAAUCACUACCGACUGUGUACUGGACCCGAGAGCGACCAGCUGCAACGUUCGGUGAGGUAUUCAACGUUGACUUCAGGGACAAAUUACGGGGCUCAGAAAUCUUUAUAGCCUUGAACGAUGGUCUGAUGUUGUCGAACAUCUUCGAAUGGGAGGGUAAGAUAGGUAGCACAGGAGUGGCUGGUGCAUGCCUCCAGCUUCUGGGUGGUUACAGUGACCUGCCCUCGUAUCUUCGUGACCCGCCAGGAAACGCUCUCGAAGCCUUGAAAAGAUUGAGCGUCUCUGAGGAGGAUGAGCCUCAGCAAAUGUUCACAAUAGACACCCUUGAAGAUAUGCAGAAACGCGACUUGAGUAGUGAGGAAAUUUUGGCGGAAACUACCCUUGCAGGGUAG
Laccaria bicolor S238N-H82 is the source of this 639-nucleotide messenger RNA. RefSeq lists its product as uncharacterized. Bases 1 to 639 code for a protein of 212 amino acids. The transcript has 3 exons. The record is from RefSeq and is a predicted model, not a curated record. Lineage: Eukaryota; Fungi; Basidiomycota; Agaricomycetes; Agaricales; Hydnangiaceae.